Populus nigra (black poplar) is the source of this 4707-nucleotide messenger RNA. Its product is annotated as protein TORNADO 1. The record is from RefSeq and is a predicted model, not a curated record. Gene Ontology annotation, molecular function: protein binding. The transcript is spliced from 3 exons. Lineage: Eukaryota; Viridiplantae; Streptophyta; Magnoliopsida; Malpighiales; Salicaceae. Bases 423 to 4565 code for a protein of 1380 amino acids.
GUGGUGUGCUUUUUGACUUUUGGGCUCCUAGAAAGAAUCGUUCUUUCUUCUUUUCCACUGGAAAGAGAAGGAAUCCUAUAAAGUGAAUGAAAGGGAAACUGUUUGGUAGCAUCAUUAGUCAAAUUAAGCUCUCUUCAAGGGAUACGUGUAUCUUGAUUUGGUAGUAUGAACCCUUGAAGAGAGAAUAUAAUGAAAAGAUGGUUUUUAUUAGAAGAAAGUAACUUGAGAAUAUGAAGGAGACAACUAGCAAAGAAAGGUAGUCAUUGCCUUGAAACAAGCUGGCUAAAAAGAAUACUUUGUCGAAGAAGAUGAGAAGAAAUACGCUCUCUGUUACGGGCAGCAUUUUCUAGUGGACACGAAGCCCUAUCCCUGAGAAGCAAAGAAAUAUGGUGUAAUAUUCUUGUAAGGAGUUUGUUGCAGCAAUGGGAUCGAACCAGAACCUUAGAGAGCUCCAAUGGCUUCUUCAAAUGAUCAAAUCCGAAAGCUUCAAUCCUCAAAGCAUUUCUUUCUACCUUUCUCAACGAACUUCAGGCUGUUACCAAGAAACAGAAAACUCUGUCAACAUAAACAUUUCAGAGGACAGCCUUUCAUACUUCUCUAACAUCCUCUCAGACCUAGGCACAGCCAAAAACAUUCAAUCAUCUUUAAGGAACCUGGAGUUUCAUCGUGUAGAGUGGGGAUUAGAACAGCUAGUAUACCUUGGAAUAUUGCUUCAGAAUAGCUCGAACAUCAAGCAACUUGUGUUUCGGCUGAAUAGAUUCAAUAUAGAGUGCUUAUCUGAGCUUUGUGAGGUCUUGAAGAGAAAUAGAGUGAUCAAAGAAAUUAUGAUUUCUGAAUCAGGUAUAGGUCCAGUUGGGGCUGGCCUUAUAGCUUCUGCUCUUAAGCUAAACGAGAGCUUGGAGGAGUUGCAGAUAUGGGAAGACUCAAUUGGUUCGAAAGGUGCUGAGGAGCUCUCAAAGAUGAUUGAAGUGAACUCAACACUUAAACUUCUGACAAUUUUCGAUUCACACCCUAUAACAGCGGCUUCACUUAUAUCAGCUGUUUUAGCAAGAAAUAGGGCAAUGGAGGUUCAUGUCUGGAGUGGAGAAAAUGGGGAGAGCAGUUCCAAGGUAGUGGAGUUUGUACCUGACAACAGCACACUUCGAAUUUACAGGCUACACCUCUCAGGUGCUGUCAGGGUUGCUUGCUCUCUAGGAUGGAACUCCACAGUGAAGUCACUUGACAUGACUGGAGUCCGGCUGAAAUCACGGUGGGCUAAGGAGUUUCGAUGGGUUUUGGAACAAAAUCGGAGCCUUAAGGAGGUAAGAUUGUCAAAAACCAGCCUUAAGGACAAAGGGGUCGUGUACGUUGCUGCUGGACUCUUCAAGAAUCAGUGUUUGGAAAGCUUGUAUCUUGAUGGAAACUGGUUCAGUGGAAUAGGUGUAGAGCAUUUGCUAUGCCCUCUGAGCAGGUUCUCGGCCUUGCAAUACCAAGCCAACAUUACUCUCAAGUCUGUGACCUUUGGAGGAGGGAAAACAAGGAUUGGAAGGGAUGGGCUCGCAUCAAUCAUGCAGAUGCUGACAACAAAUGAGAGUGUGAUUAAGUUGGGAAUAUAUGAUGAUGAGAGCUUGGGAGCAGAUGAUUUUGUCAAAAUCUUCAAGAGCUUAGAGAGGAAUGCGACUUUGAGAUAUUUGUCAUUGCAAGGUUGUAGAGGGGUUCGAGGAGAUGUGGUACUCGAUACAAUAAUGCAGACAUUGCAGGUGAAUCCUUGGAUUGAAGACAUUGAUCUUGCGAGAACACCACUGCAGAAUUCAGGGAAGGCUGAUGGAAUUUAUCAAAGGUUAGGCCAGAAUGGAAAGACUGAACUAGAAACAGAUACAGAUUUGUUCAAGGACAUGCCACUCACUGAGCCAAAAAGCUGCAGGGUUUUCUUCUGUGGGCAAGAAUAUGCAGGCAAGACUGCCCUUUGUAAUUCAAUAUCUCAGAACUUCUCCUCCUCGAAGCUUCCCUACAUAGACCAGGUUAGAAAUCUAGUGAACCCAGUUGAACAGGCUGUAAGAGCAAGCGGAAUGAAGAUAAAGACUUUUAGAGAUGAAGGCACAAAGAUAUCAAUAUGGAAUCUUGGUGGUCAGCAUGAUUUUUACUCCCUCCAUGAUCUCAUGUUUCCAGGGCAUGGGAGUGCAUCAUUCUUCCUGAUCAUAUCCAGUUUAUUCAGAAAGCCUAACAACCGAGAGCCAAAGACACCAGCAGAGAUAGAAGAGGACCUGCAAUAUUGGCUCAGGUUCAUUGUUUCCAACUCAAGAAGAGCACUCCAGCAAUGCAUGCUGCCCAAUGUAACUAUAGUUCUUACACAUUUUGAUAAAAUCAAUCAACCGUCACAAAACUUGCAGCUUGCAGUGAAUUCAAUUCAGAGAGUAAGAGACAAGUUUCAAGGGUUUAUCGACUUCUAUCCCACUGUAUUCACAGUUGAUGCGAGAUCCUCUGCAUCGGUCAGUAAACUCACUCAUCAUCUUCGGAAGACAAGCAAGACAAUUCUCCAAAGAGUGCCCAGAGUUUAUCAACUUUGCAAUGACCUGAUUCAAAUUUUGUCAGACUGGAGAGCGGAGAAUUACAACAAGCUUGCAAUGAAGUGGAAAGAAUUUGAUGAGCUAUGCCAAGUGAAGGUUCCACCACUGAGAAUUCGAUCAAGACAUGAUAAUAAAGGGAAGGUGGAAAUGAGGAGGAAGGCUGUUGCUAUUUGCCUUCAUCAUAUGGGUGAGGUGAUAUAUUUUGACGAACUAGGCUUCCUGAUCCUAGACUGUGAUUGGUUCUGUAGUGAUGUGCUUGGCCAACUAGUAAAAUUAGAUGUUAGAAAGCAAAGCUCCAUGGAGAACGGAUUCGUUAGCAGAAAUGAAGUGGAGAAGAUUCUGAGAGGAAGUUUGCAAAGUCAAAUUCCUGGAAUGAGUUCAAAAGUACUUGAAAACAUAGAGGCCAGUGACCUUGUGAUGAUGAUGCUGAAACUAGAACUAUGUUAUGAACAAAACCCAUCAGAUCCAAACUCCCUGCUACUUAUCCCCUCAAUUCUUGAAGAAGGCAGAGGGAAACCCCAGAGAUGGCAGUUAAGCACAGCUGACUGCGUUUAUGCCGGGCGGCAUCUUGAGUGUGAUGAUUCAAGCCACACAUUUCUCACACCAGGCUUCUUUCCUCGUUUACAGGUUCAUCUUCAUAACAGAAUUAUGGCACUAAGGAACCAACAUGGAGCAACUUACAGUCUGGAGAAGUACCUCAUCUCAAUAAAUAUCAAUGGGAUCUUCAUUAGGGUGGAACUUGGAGGACAUUUAGGACACUACAUUGAUGUUCUUGCUUGCUCCACCAAGAACUUGACAGAAACCAUUAGACUCACUCAGCAACUAAUAAUUCCAGCAAUCCAGAGUUUCUGUAAUGGAUUCACCUUGACUGAAAACAUCAUGAGGCCUGAAUGUGUGCAAAACUUGACACCCCCGAGGUAUAGGAAAACCCAACAUGUGUCUCUGCAGCAAUUGAAGCAGGCACUGCUCUCAGUACCUGCAGAAAGCAUGUAUGAUUAUCAACACACUUGGGAUCCAGUUUCGGACUCUGGAAGACCUGUUCUUAGACCUGGAUUUGAUUUGGCUCGGGACCUCCUGUCAGAUGAUGACUUCAGGGAAGUAUUGCACCGUAGAUAUAAUGACCUGUAUAACCUUGCUGUGGAGUUGGAUGUCCCGCCAGAUAAUCCAGAUGGAGGAGAUCACACAGGCAAUGAACCUGAGAAAGUUGAUCCAAGCUUUGCUGGAAUCGCAAAGGGGGUAGAACAAGUGUUGCAGAGACUCAAGAUCAUUGAACAAGAGAUAAAAGAUUUGAAGCAGGAGAUACAAGGACUGAAAUACUAUGAACACAGGCUCCUCAAUGAACUUCAUCGCAAAGUGAAUUACCUUGUGAACUACAAUAUCCAAGUUGAAGAAAGGAAAGUGCCUAACAUGUUCUUUUUUGUUAGAACAGAAAACUACUCGAGAAGAUUGAUCACCAACAUGAUUUCUGGAAUGACUGCACUUCGGCUGCACAUGUUAUGUGAAUUCAGGGGAGAAAUGCAUGUUGUUGAAGAUCAGAUUGGUUGUGAAAUGAUGCAGGUUGAUAACAUGGCAGUAAAGAGUUUGGCUCCAUACAUGAAGAAAUUCAUGAAAUUGUUAACAUUUGCUCUCAAGAUCGGAGCCCAUCUGGCAGCUGGAAUGGGAGAGAUGAUACCAGAUUUGAGCAGAGAAGUUUCCCAUCUGUCCGGCUCUUCCCUUAUGUACGGGGCAGCAGGAACAGUUGCUGCUGGAGCUGUAGGGGCUGCAGCUCUGGGGCGAAUACAAGGAAGUAGGAACAGAAGCAGGGCUGCAGAAAGCUCAAGAAACAUUCAACAAGACGUAAAGGCAGCACAGCAGUGGGUGGUGGAUUUUUUAAGGGACCGUAGGUGCUCGACUGGAAAGGAUAUUGCCGAGAAGUUUGGAUUGUGGAGGGUUAGAUACAGGGAUGAUGGGCAGAUAGCAUGGAUCUGUAGGAGGCAUAUGGCCAUAAGGUGCAAUGAAAUAAUUGAAGUACCUAUUUGAAAUUUCUUCAGAAGCCUGAAAGAUUGGAAAUGGAGUUUCUCAUUCUUGUUUUUCUUCAUCAUCCAUGCAUGCUAUGUUGUCUUGUUGAGUAAAUUCCAGUUUAUAGAAAUUCUCUAAUAAAAUAUUGGUUAUUUAAUGGUUA